Messenger RNA from Gadus chalcogrammus (walleye pollock), 3667 nucleotides. RefSeq names its product metabotropic glutamate receptor 1-like. NCBI's taxonomy places the organism in Eukaryota, Metazoa, Chordata, Actinopteri, Gadiformes, Gadidae. The transcript is spliced from 10 exons. Gene Ontology annotation, cellular component: postsynaptic density membrane. The coding region runs from base 4 to 3390 and encodes 1128 amino acids. The record is from RefSeq and is a predicted model, not a curated record. Gene Ontology annotation, molecular function: G protein-coupled receptor activity involved in regulation of postsynaptic membrane potential; adenylate cyclase inhibiting G protein-coupled glutamate receptor activity. Gene Ontology annotation, biological process: regulation of synaptic transmission, glutamatergic; G protein-coupled glutamate receptor signaling pathway.
AAUAUGACUCUCCCUACGGCCCUCUGCGCCCUGUACCUGCCCGUCCUCCUGGUGGCGGCGGCGGUGGUCUCGUCCCACGACCACGCCAAGCGGUCGCUUGUGCCGCGCGCCGCCACACGCCUCGUGGCCCGCAUGGACGGCGACGUCAUCAUCGGAGCCCUCUUCUCCGUGCACCACCAGCCCUCCGCCGAGAAGGUGGCGGAGCGCAAGUGCGGCGAGAUCCGCGAGCAGUACGGCAUCCAGCGGGUAGAGGCCAUGUUCCACGCGUUGGACCGCAUCAACGCCGACCCCCACCUGCUGCCCAACAUCACGCUGGGCUGCGAGAUCCGCGACUCCUGCUGGCAUUCGUCGGUGGCCCUGGAGCAGAGCAUCGAGUUCAUCCGCGACUCACUCAUCUCCAUCCGCGACGACAAGGACGGCGCCCGUUGGUGUGUGGAGGGCGUGCCGCACAGCCAGCCGCCGCCCUCCACCAAGAAGCCCAUCGCCGGGGUGAUCGGGCCGGGCUCCAGCUCGGUGGCCAUCCAGGUGCAGAACCUGCUGCAGCUCUUCAACAUCCCCCAGAUCGCCUACUCAGCCACCAGCAUCGACCUCAGCGACAAGACGCUGUUCAAGUACUUCCUGCGCGUGGUGCCGUCGGACACGCUGCAGGCCCGCGCCAUCCUGGACAUCGUCAAGCGCUACAACUGGACCUACGUGUCGGCCGUGCACACCGAGGGAAACUAUGGCGAGAGCGGCAUGGACGCCUUCAAGGAGCUGGCCGCGCAGGAGGGGCUGUGCAUCGCCCACUCGGACAAGAUCUACAGCAACGCGGGCGAGAGGCACUUCGACCGGCUGCUGAGGAAGCUGCGGGAGCGGCUGCCCAAGGCCCGCGUGGUGGUGUGCUUCUGCGAGGGCAUGACGGUGCGUGGCUUGCUGAUGGCCAUGAGGCGGCUGGGCGUGGCCGGGGAGUUCCUCCUGAUUGGCAGCGACGGCUGGGCCGACCGGGACGAGGUGGUGGAGGAGUACGAGCAGGAGGCGGUGGGAGGCAUCACAGUGAAGCUGAAGUCGGAGGAGGUCACCUCCUUCGACGACUACUUCCUGAAGCUGCGCCUGCAAACCAACACCCGCAACCCGUGGUUCCCCGAGUUCUGGCAGUACCGCUUCCAGUGCCGCCUCCACGGACACCCCCUGGAGAACCUCAACUACGCCCGCAACUGCUCAGGCUACGAGAGUCUGGAGGACAACUACGUCCAGGACAGCAAGAUGGGCUUUGUCAUCAAUGCCAUCUACGCCAUGGCACACGGCCUCCACGACAUGCACCGCCGUCUGUGUCCCCGAAACGCUGGGCUCUGUGAGGCUAUGGACCCCGUGGACGGCAGCCAGCUGCUGGACGCCCUUCUCAAGACCACCUUUGCCGGCGUCUCCGGGGAGGACAUCUGGUUCGACGAGAACGGAGACUCCCCCGGCAGGUACGAGAUCAUGAACCUGCGGCAGGUGGACCCGGGGGUCUACGACUACAUCAACGUGGGCUCCUGGCACGAGGGUCUCCUAAGCAUCGACGACGACAUGAUCCGCAUGAACCGCAGCGAGAUGGUGCGCUCCGUCUGCAGCGAGCCCUGCUCCAAGGGCGACAUCAAGGUGAUCAGGAAGGGCGAGGUGAGCUGCUGCUGGAUCUGCACCGCAUGUAAAGACAACGAGUUCGUCCAGGACGAGUUCACCUGCAAGGCGUGUGACCUGGGCUGGUGGCCCAACGACGAACUAGAAGGCUGUGAGCCCAUCACACUGCGUUACCUGGAGUGGAGUAACCCUGAGUCGGUCAUCCAGGUGGUCCUCUCCUGUGUGGGCAUCCUGAUCACAUCCUUCGUGGCGUUCAUCUUCGUGCUGUACCGCGACACGCCCGUGGUCAAGUCCUCCAGCCGGGAGCUCUGCUACAUCAUCCUAGCCGGCAUCUUCCUGGGCUACUUGUGCCCCUUCACGCUGAUCGCCCGGCCCACCGUGGCCUCCUGCUACCUGCAGAGGCUCCUGGUCGGCCUGUCCGCCGCCAUGUGCUACUCGGCGCUGGUCACCAAGACCAACCGCAUCGCCCGCAUCCUGGCGGGCAGCAAGAAGAAGAUCUGCACGCGCAAGCCCCGCUUCAUGAGCGCCUGGGCCCAGGUGGUGAUCGCCUCGCUGCUGGUGAGCGUGCAGCUGUCCCUGGAAAUCACCCUCAUCAUCCUGGAGCCGCCCAUGCCCGUCAAGUCCUACCCUAGCAUCCGAGAGGUCUUCCUCAUCUGCAACACCAGCAACGUGGGCAUGGUGGCACCGCUGGGCUACAACGGCCUGCUGAUCAUGAGCUGCACCUACUACGCCUUCAAGACGCGCAACGUGCCGGCCAACUUCAACGAGGCCAAGUACAUCGCCUUCACCAUGUACACCACCUGCAUCAUCUGGCUGGCCUUCGUGCCCAUCUACUUCGGCUCCAACUACAAGAUCAUCACCACGUCCUUCUCCGUCAGCCUGAGCGUCACCGUGGCGCUGGGCUGCAUGUUCACGCCCAAGAUGUACAUCAUCCUGGCCAAGCCCGAGAGGAACGUGCGCAGCGCCUUCACCACCUCCGACGUGGUGCGCAUGCACGUGGGCGACGGCAAGAUCGCCUGCCACAACAACAGCUUCCUGAACAUGUUCAGGAGGAAGAAGAACGCAGGAAACGGCAGUUCUAAUGGAAAGUCUGUGUCAUGGUCUGAACCAGGUGCAAGGCAUCCUCCAAAGGGGGAUCACAUGUGGCACAGACUGUCAGUGCAUGUGAAGAGACAGGACGUAUGCUCCAAUCAGACGGCUGUCAUCAGGCCCUUAACUAACGCCUACCAUAGCGCAGGCCUGGAGCUCUCGGAGCUCAGCACUAAGACUCUGUACAACGUGGCCGAGGAGGACGAGAGCCUAGAAACGCUUAGAUACCACCCCCCUGACGCCCCGCUCCCCACCAUGACCCCCAGCGGGCAGCACGUGCAGGAGGAGGAGCCGGCGGAGGGCGGUGGCGUCCCCGUCUACCUGCAGGCCCCCCUCGGUCAAGGCUUCCCUGCGCCGGGGGGUCUGUACGGGGGGGAGGGCGCCUCUGCAAUCGUGCAGGAGGAAGAGGAGGAAGAGGAGGAGGUGGACAACGAGCAGCUGGGCCUCCUACGGGGGUACAUGUACAACAACGCACAGGUCCACGAGCAGGAGGAGGAGGGGGAUGUGGCUCAGCUCAAACUGGCCAUUGAGGCCGGGAGCUCCAUGGCGCUGAUGCCCCCCUCCCCGUUCCGCGACUGCGUGGCCCCCCCCAAGAGCCCCUUCCCCGACUCCCCCGUGUCCGAGUCCGUCCUGUGCACCCCCACUAACGUGCCGUACGCCGCCGUUAUCCUCAGAGACUACAAACAGACCUCCUCCACUCUGUAACCUUGGCAACGGGGUGGCGGGGGUGCGGCGGUGGCGUGCGAUACGUGUUUUAUUCAUCAUCCUUGUUGUGAUGGAAGCUGUUUAAGCCGGUCCUGGGUUGAAGGGGUGUUCAUUAUUUUAUCGUUAGUGCUCUGACACAGAUACACGGUGUAAACUGGAAUAUUGAACUGUUUCGGUUCUUGAUGUUACCUACGUUGUUAAGGAAAUCUGCCUGUUGAAACCUAUUUCUACUUACUUAAGCUUUUAACUGACUUUGUGCUUAUUAUAGACCAGCAAG